AUGGUGUGGAGAACCUGGUUGAUGAUGGUGUGGAUGACACAGAGACUCAGGUCCCAAACACUUAGGAAACAGACACUCAGGUACCAAUUUUUGGAACUUUUUUUUUAUGUCUUGAUUUUUUAUUGUUUUUGUUUUGUGAUAUUUGUUACAUUGUGGAAUUAUCGUAUGCUUACCGUAUUUUUUUGGUAUAUAUUUUUUCAGGCCACUGGUUCAGAACCUCAGCCCAGUGCACCAUCUUCAUCAGGCGUUCGGGGUGCCGAGUACACUGAUUUAGUGGCGAGGUUGGAUAGGAUCGAGGCUGACACUCAGGGUCUGUAUGCUGCUCAUGUCGAGCUGAAGAAGGCAUACGAGACCAGCCAUGUAGAGCUGAAGGGUGGUCAGAACGUAAUUAUGGAGCAGCUCAGAGACAUAUUGGCCAUGUUGAAUCGUCCGCCAACGACAGCUUCAGCACCGGAGGCCCCAGCAGAUUCAUCUACCCCACCACCAGCUGCUUCACCCCCAGUAGAAGAGGAGGAGGUCUUCCCCGACGGGUACGAUCCUUAUGAGGGAGCUCCAGCGACUCCGAUCGAGGCACAACCUGUUAUCCAUGUACAUGACACCGAGUCGCAGGGUGAGAUUCUGUCAAUAGAGGCACAACCUGCAGUGGUUAAGAGUCAGAAGAGGAAGAGAAAUCCUCCUGUAUGGUUCGGUGACUAUACGGAGAUGAAGAGGAGACAUAGGACAUCUUCGACGUUUGAUCCCCUGGAGCCACCGGAUGAGAAAUUGUUAACCACUUUCCGAAAGUGGUGUGUUGGACUCAUUCCGAACCACCGACUUCGGGAUUUGAGAAGUGGUGAUUACGGUCCAUCAUUCUUUUGGAUAAUGCUCACACCAAAGGAAUGGCUUACAGAUGACCAUAUAGAUGCAGCAAUGCAUAUGCUGAGGAGGCGACGCACCGACUAUCCACUGACAUUUCCUCAGAAGGGUGUCAUUCUCUCCACAUUCGUGACCACCAUGAUCAGCAGUGCAUGGACGAGCCACAAGGGUCCGAGGAGAAACUUUGUAUGGGAGGAUUAUAUCCUGGACUACUGCAGAGAGGUUCAUAAGGUAUUGUUUUAGUAAGAUUUUAAAUGUUAAUUGUUUGGGAGGAUUAUUAUGGUUUGUUAAUUGUUUCGUUGUUCUAUGUAAUUACAGUCCCAAGUCUUUGAGAGAUGGAGGGGUAACGAGUUUAUUUACUUCGUUCUGCAUCUUCCCGAGGCAAGGCACUGGGUCACACUUGAAGUCGACAUAGAGCUGUGGAAAAUUAAUGUCUACGAUUGUGAUUCCAGCGUCUUUCAUUGGACCGCCAUGGAACCCAUCCUGAAGACUUGGGGAGAACUGCUGCCCUCGCUAAUCCUUGCAACCGGAGAAUUUUCACGUAACAACCAGAUCAUGGCGUUAACUAACAGGGACAUCACGGUGCUUCCAAAAAUGCACUUGACUCGAGCCACUCUCGACUUAGUUCCGAAGUCAACAACCAGGUACAUAGCGAUAAAAAAGUACUAUAGUAUUAAAAUAUGUUUUACGUUAGACUGACUUUACAUUUUAUUUUACAUUUAGUGGUGAUUGUGGCGUCUAUUGCAUUGAGUAUGUGGAGCAUCUCAUGAUGCAACGUGGAUUGACCGAUGUGACGCCAGGCCGAAUAGCUAUAUUUCGUCAACGGUGGUAUGUUGAUUUAUUUUACCAAAAUGUUGGCUGAUUAUAUGUGUAAUUAUUGGGAUAUUGUAUAUUUUGUGUAAUUAACAUUACAGUUAUGUAUAUAUAGACU
Molecule: messenger RNA, 1786 nt
Organism: Cannabis sativa
Lineage: Eukaryota; Viridiplantae; Streptophyta; Magnoliopsida; Rosales; Cannabaceae
Exons: 2
Coding region: 1-1098 (365 amino acids)
Source: RefSeq, a predicted model, not a curated record